CUGGUUCCAGCUCUGAGGAACUGCAGAAAGGCUCGACUAGUGGGCUGUAAGCUCUCAAUGACUGAAUGUGAAGUUGUGGCCUCAGCUCUGAAGUCCAACCCCUCCCUGACUGACCUGGAAAUAGAUCAGAUCUAUAAUGACGCAGGAACCUAUGAUAGAAGGGGAGCCUUUGGAGACUCUGAGAUGAAGCGUCUCUGUGAGAUCCUGGAGACUCCAUUCUGUAAAGUAAAGACGCUGAUAUUGUGGAGCUGCAGUUUGUCAGAGAUCAGCUGUGAUCAUCUGGCAUUGGCGCUGAAGUCCAACCCGUCCCAUCUGAUAGAACUGGACCUGAGAGGAAACAACCUGAAAGACUCUGGAGUGAAGGAGCUCUGUGGUUUCCUCCAGACUCCCCUCUGCAAACUACAGACACUGAGAUUGUGGAGCUGCAGUUUGUCAAAGAUCAGCUGUGAAUAUCUGGCAUCGGCGCUGAAGUCCAACCCAUCCCAUCUGACAGAACUGAACCUGAGCUACAACAAUCUGAAGGAGUCAGAUGUUCAGCAGCUGCAGGAUCUUGUAAAGAGUCCAGACUACAAACUGGAAUCUCUGUUGUGGAGGUCCUGAUGAUCUUAGUGGAGGAGAGAAGCUGAGCUGUCCUGAUGAUCCAGGGGUUGAAGCUGCAGCAGUUUGAGUUUAAAGAGACUCUGACUGGAUCCUGAUGAUAAACUCUGACCUUUGAGAUGUUGAUCCUGUUUAUCUGAUCAUGUCUGUCAUUUAGUGUCUGAUAUUGUUUGUCUCUGUGGACCAAUGAGGAUCAAAUGAAAACUAAGCUGCAUUUAGUGGCUCCAUGGAGUUUUGAUCUGAAUCUG
Fundulus heteroclitus (mummichog) is the source of this 845-nucleotide messenger RNA. Its product is annotated as NACHT, LRR and PYD domains-containing protein 14-like. The record is from RefSeq and is a predicted model, not a curated record. Gene Ontology annotation, molecular function: protein binding. Lineage: Eukaryota; Metazoa; Chordata; Actinopteri; Cyprinodontiformes; Fundulidae. The transcript is spliced from 5 exons. The coding region runs from base 58 to 600 and encodes 180 amino acids.